AUGUUUCUCCCUCCUGACAAAUUUCGGGAACGAGGCUCUCUUGAACCAUUUCUUAUUUAUACUCUCCAACUCCUCAACGGUUCUUUUGGUCUCCUCCCUUGCCCUUUCCUCCAGAGUCUCCCUCUCUCUAGCGGCCAACAGUUCAGCUCUCUCCUUCAGAAAAGUCUCCAUGGACCAGUCCAAAUACAGGUCUUGCACCAAUUGAGGCAAUGCCUCCACUUCUUCCAAAGUGUAAGUCCUUGCGAAAAUGCGGAAGACAGCGUCCAUGUUGGCGGUAGUCAAAUGAUAGAUACGCUUAGCCAUAAUUGCAACCAGUCGCUUAUUUCGAGUGGCAGAAGUGGUUGUCGCGGAAUGAACCAGUUGUCCCAUCGCUCAGAGCACCUACCCAUAUUUUAUACGUUUGGGGGAGGCAGCCACCCCAGGACCUGUUACCGCCCUCCCAACGGUACAUAUGUUUACUACAAACAAGCGCCCACCAACACAGAUAAGCAACCGUUCUCCCAACGGUAA
This is a messenger RNA of Huiozyma naganishii CBS 8797, 510 nucleotides long. RefSeq lists its product as uncharacterized. The transcript has a single exon. The record is from RefSeq and is a predicted model, not a curated record. The coding region runs from base 1 to 510 and encodes 169 amino acids. Lineage: Eukaryota; Fungi; Ascomycota; Saccharomycetes; Saccharomycetales; Saccharomycetaceae.